Molecule: messenger RNA, 510 nt
Organism: Penicillium brasilianum
Lineage: Eukaryota; Fungi; Ascomycota; Eurotiomycetes; Eurotiales; Aspergillaceae
Source: the annotation of a GenBank genome assembly
AUGUCUGAUGGAAAAUACACUCUUUGGACGGUGGAAGAAGAAGACAAUCUUCAAGAAUGGAUGUCUCAUCAUCAGCAUUUGCCCUGGAAGAAAAAGCGCGAGGAAUACUUCAGGCAGACUGGGAAAUGGAGGUCUAUCAGCUCGCUACGUAGCAAGCUCGAACAAUUAGACCAGGGCAUUCGCCGGCGACGCCCUCUCUAUGAGGAGGUUGUCCAGCCUGCCUAUGCACAGAAACUACCCCUUCAGCGAAGCCUUUUGGAGAAUCUCCCUCUUUCUCCCCCACCGUUGAUCUUGAAGACUCCCGAUCCAGUGGCCCGUCGAAUACUGGAGCAAUGGCGGCAGGCUGAGAUUCGAUUGAGGUGGGACUUUUCUAUCAGCGCACCGACGGAACAACUUGUGGAUUACAACACCCUUUCCCACAUAACGGCCAUACCAAAGAAAGUCACGGUAGCCUCGGACUGGGUACAAAAGAUAGCAAGCCGCGGACUGAUCCAAGGAGGAAUUGCCUGA